AUGUCUGAAGCUUCAAGCGACUUAGUGGAACCACCAAUCAAGAGACUGAAAAAAGACUCAAUCACAUCAUCAGACAAAUUUGCGACACCAACUAACGAUUCAUCGGCUAUGUCGAGUUCCAUCUCUCAAUCUACAGAUACGCCAUUGACUUUCGAAGAAAAAACAAUCGCAGCAAGAAGUGUAAUACAAGAGCGCCGCUUGGUAUUUAGCCGUGAACGAGUUAACCUUGAGUCUCAUCAGUUAAUCUGGUUUGAUACAAAUGUCAACUCCCUCACAACCUCCGAGCGUGCCUUUAUAGUUGAUCGACUCAGAAAAGUUGUUGACUACACAAAAUUGUUUGACAAUUGUAAAGAUUGUCGAGAGUUUAUUGAAUCUACAAAAGGCGUUGUUACGUUCGUCGUUUUUUCGGUGACAAUUCGUAUCACUCACGAUUGGCAUCCACCAAUACUAAACGAAGUUGGUAGACAGAAUAAUACAGCAGAGAACUACGUUCUAGGAUGGUGGCGACAUUUCGUUAUAAUGCUGUGUCAUUUGCCAUAUCCAGAAGGCGCUCGGGAAACACUCACUAUUGCCUUAAGACAAUAUUAUCAAGAUAUGGACGCGAAAUUGAGAGCAAUAGAUGAGUUUGAGAGAACUUACACUCCAGGAAAAGCUGUUUGGUGGUAUACGCGUGACACAUUUCUCUAUCGUCUUUUAAACAAAGCACUUCGUCAACAUAAUAUCGAAGUGAUGUUUCUUUUUGGCUUCUAUAUCAAAGACAUAUACCAUCAACUGAAAAAUGAACACCGAGAGUUUAAGAACAGUCAUUCGGACCAACCAAUAGUUACAGCUUAUCGAGGACAGCUUAUGUCAUCGGAGGAGAUAGAAAAAAUUCAGAUGUUUUCCACCACCGGAAUCGUCAUUAACAGUUUCUUUUCGACAACUCUUGAUCGCCAAGUAGCAAAGUUUCAAUUAGAUCCAACAGUGCAAGGCGACAACCAGUUGAAAAGCGUUUUGUUAGAAAUUGAACUCGAUAUUCGAAAUCAGUCUCUUCCCUAUGGUGAUAUUUCGAGUUUGUCGUCUUUCUCAAGCGAACAAGAAAUCCUACUGAUGAUAGGUACGCAUUUAGAAACUGUUGAAGUAACUCACGAUAAAGAUAAAGACAUAUAUUCAGUUAAGUUGACACUAACUGACGACCUCUCACUAACGGAAGAUGGGGACUUAAAUGUCACAACAAUGAAAGCAACAGUGAAUAGUUGCCUUAAGCAAGCAGCAAAUGAACUUUGUAAAGCGACAUUAGAAGAGAUAAAGACUAUUUUCAUCGAGCUGAGCGAACUAUACCCAAGUGAAAAGAGUUGGCUUGUGGCAGUUAAACACUACUUUAUGGGUGCACAUUACAGAUUAUGGGAGCGAGUAGAAGGAGAAGAUGAAAAAGAAGAAAAUGAAGAGAAAGAGCUGUUAGCAGAAAAUAAUAUGUAA
This is a messenger RNA of Didymodactylos carnosus, 1458 nucleotides long. Lineage: Eukaryota; Metazoa; Rotifera; Eurotatoria; Philodinida; Philodinidae. The record is from the annotation of a GenBank genome assembly.